AUGUCUCUCAAGAAUCUCUUCGCCAUUAUUCUCGCCAUCCCCGCCAUCAUGGCCGCCCCCACCGCGGAAGCUAAAGUGGCCGGCAGAGAGGUCCUAGCCUGCGCUUGUGCCAACGCGGCGGGCGAGACCAAGAUCGACGGCUACUGUCAAUACAUUGCCGGCGGAAAUGUCGAAGUUGACGGCCGAGACUACUGCUUCCCUGCCGCGACGUGGUCAGAGUACAUGGAGACUCGCUUCACAGAUGACUUCUGCCCUGGCUACUAUCCUGGGUACACCAAGGGUGUUUGCAAGACUGUCUCGGUUUGCCCACUGAUUGGUGACUACCAGAAAAUCUGCUAA
Molecule: messenger RNA, 339 nt
Organism: Fusarium coffeatum
Lineage: Eukaryota; Fungi; Ascomycota; Sordariomycetes; Hypocreales; Nectriaceae
Exons: 2
Coding region: 1-339 (112 amino acids)
Source: RefSeq, a predicted model, not a curated record